Molecule: messenger RNA, 2379 nt
Organism: Anopheles darlingi
Lineage: Eukaryota; Metazoa; Arthropoda; Insecta; Diptera; Culicidae
Exons: 3
Coding region: 1-2379 (792 amino acids)
Biological process (GO): chitin catabolic process; carbohydrate metabolic process
Cellular component (GO): extracellular region
Molecular function (GO): chitin binding; chitinase activity
Source: RefSeq, a predicted model, not a curated record
AUGUGUCACGAAAGAAAAAACGUUUUCGCCUAUCUCGGAGCAUGGGCAGCCUACCGUGAGGGUCGAGGAAAAUUCAUCGUAAAUGACAUCGCUCCAAACCUAUGCGAUUACCUGAUCUAUGCAUUUUUCGGUAUCGAUGGAAGCGGCUCGGUCGAAAUAUUGGAUCGCUCGCUCGACGUAAAUAAUGGUAAUAUUCGUCAGUUCAACGAGUUGAAAAGUGCCAAUCCGUCGCUCAAAACGCUAGCCUCCAUUGGAGGCGCAAAAGUUCCUUCGUCAACAUUCUCAAAAGUGGCUGCCAGUGCCAGUCUGCGAUCAACGUUUGCCAUCAAUGCGAGAAGAUUCUGUAAGGAGCAUGGUUUCGAUGGAAUUGAUAUAGACUGGGAAGUUCCGAGUAGCGGUGACCGUUCGAAUUUCGUUCAGUUACUAGCAGCGUUGGCUAGUGAACUACAUAGCGCCGGGCUUAUCUUAACAGUGGCCGUCGUUCCAAGUGAAUCACGAGCGUCGGAGUCCUACGAUAUUCCCGGUAUCGCACGUCAUGCAGAUUACAUUCUCCUUAUGACGUACGAUUAUAAUUAUUACGGGGACGGUUAUACUGGCCACAAUGCCCCGUUGUAUGCCGGGCCCUCGGAUAGGAGUGAAUUCCAAAAACAGCUGAACAUCGACCAUAGCGUCUCGUAUUGGCGUCGUAACGGUGCUCCAGCCCACAAGCUGAUACUGGGUGUUCCGGCGUACGGCAAAACAUUCAAACUUGCCAAUACACGUGACCAUGAUCUGCGGGAUAAAACAAUAGGAGCAGGAAAUGCGGGACGGUACACCAAAGAAGCUGGGAUCCUUGCGUACUACGAAGUGCUUGAGAACUUGCAAAACGGUUGGACCAGAUCUCGGGAUUCCACACAGAAGGUACCGUACGCAUAUUCUGGUGACCAGUGGAUGAGCUAUGAUGACAGCGAGAGCAUUGCUGAUAAGUGUAACUAUGUGGUUAAUCGUAAUCUUGGUGGAGUAAUGAUGUGGACCAUUGACAUGGAUGAUUUCGAUGGCAACUUUGGGUAUAAAUACCCUCUGUUGAAGAAGGUCAACGAGAUUGUGAAACCCCCACAGAGUUCAUGCGGCUGCUAUACUAUAUAUACCUGUGCACAAAUGUUAUUGAGCUGUUGUCGUGCCGGUUUCGAAAUGUCACGAAUCAAGUCAAAUAAUUGGAAGGAUCUUGAAAUUAGGAGGAACAGUGAAGGCAAAGCUAUUUCGUCUUAUUCGUCGUCGUCGUCGAAAAAACUCGUGGUCAGCUAUUUGGGAUCUUGGGCAGUGUAUCGUACAGGACGGGGGAAAUUCAACAUCAGUGACAUCGAUCCUAAUUUAUGCGAUUAUCUGAUCUACGCAUUUUUCGGGAUCGAUGAGAAAGGCGAAGUCAUAUUUUUAGAUUCCUGGACAGACCUGGAGGAAUGCAAAGGACGGGGUGCAAUUCGUCAGUUCAACCAGUUGAAAAGUGCCAAUCCAUCGCUCAAAACGCUCGCCUCCUUUGGAGGAGUGACGUUUGAAUCAGAAAAAUUCCUGCAAGUGGCAGCCGAUUCCAAUUUGCGAUCGUCCUUUGCCGUCAAUGCGAGACUAUUCUGUAAGGCCCACGAUUUUGACGGAGUCGAUUUAGCCUGGCGCGAUCCGAGUGAAGGUGAUCGUUGGAAUUUCGUUCAGUUGCUGGCAGCUUUGGCAAGGGAACUGCAUGACUCCGGACUCAUCUUAACAGUGGCCGUUGGUGCAAUCGAGUCAAGAGCGCCGGAUUCGUACGAUAUUAACUGUAUUGCACGUUAUGUAGAUUACAUCUUUCUUAUGGCGUUCGAUUACAACGGCUUCUGGCCAAAUCACACUUGCCACAAUGCUCCGUUGUAUGCCGGGCCUUCGGAUACGACUGAAUUCCAACGACAGCUGAACAUCGAUCACAGCGUGCAGCACUGGCUUCGCGAAGGUGCUCCGGCCAAUAAGCUGAUACUGGGGGUUCCAGCUUUCGGGAAAACCUUCCGACUAUCCAAUGAAUUAAGCCAUGGGGUGCAAGCUCCAUCAGCUGGACCAGGAGUUGAAGGACCGUACACCAAAGACGCUGGUAUCCUUGCGUACUACGAAGUGCUCGAGAACUUGCAAAACGGUUGGAUCAAAGUCAAGGAUGAUACGCAGAUGGUACCGUAUGCAUAUUCUGGUGACCAGUGGAUGAGUUAUGAGGACAAAGAGAGUAUUUCCAACAAGUGCAAGUAUGUGAGUGAACAUAAUCUAGGAGGGAUUGUGAUGUGGUCAAUUGAUACGGAUGAUUUUCGCGGUUCCUUGGGAUGUAAAUAUCCACUGUUGCAAGCGGUUAAUCAACGUAUGCAGUCGGUUACGGAGGAUUCUCGACCGUAG